Messenger RNA from Dunckerocampus dactyliophorus (ringed pipefish), 5132 nucleotides. RefSeq names its product RAB23, member RAS oncogene family (gene rab23). Gene Ontology annotation, molecular function: GTPase activity; GTP binding. The coding region runs from base 404 to 1111 and encodes 235 amino acids. The record is from RefSeq and is a predicted model, not a curated record. The transcript is spliced from 7 exons. Lineage: Eukaryota; Metazoa; Chordata; Actinopteri; Syngnathiformes; Syngnathidae.
CUAGCAACAAACAUUAGCGAGCUAGCAAUGCGACCUAGCCACUCUCAUGCGCUACGUCGCUAGCUUGGAUCUUUGGCGAUCGGGGUGGGGGCGAUGCAUUUUCAGCGGGCAGAUGGCACUAAUAUUAAUCAGAUAUCGAUGCUGACCUAGUUUUAUUUUCUGUUAUGAGGCUCAUAUGAGUAUUUUUUUUGCAAGACGAUAGUAUCAGUAGGAGCGUUUUUUCUGCUUAGAAAAAGCUAACCUUGGGCAAGUCAGCGUCAAGAGUCACUCUCUUCAUCUACUGGUGUGUGACACGGGAUGAUUUGCAACCUAAUUGUAAAGCGGAUUUAUGUGCUUGCAUCACAUUGGUGAAUAAGAGCUCUGCCAACAAGAAAGUGAGACCAGCGACAGGUGCAUCGCCACCAUGCUGGAGGAGGACAUGGAAGUGGCCAUCAAGGUGGUGGUGGUGGGCAACGGUGCUGUGGGAAAGUCCAGCAUGAUCCAACGUUACUGCAAAGGAGUCUUCACCAAGGACUACAAGAAGACCAUCGGAGUGGACUUUCUGGAAAGACAGAUCAUCGUGAACGACGAAGAUGUCCGCCUUAUGUUGUGGGACACCGCUGGCCAGGAGGAGUUUGAUGCAAUCACCAAGGCGUACUACCGCGGCGCCCAAGCGUGUGUGCUGGUCUUCUCCACCACGGACAGAGAUUCCUUUCUGGCGAUAGACAACUGGAAGGAGAAGAUAGAAGCGGAGGUGGGAGAUAUUCCAACAGUCCUGGUGCAGAAUAAAAUUGACCUCCUGGAAGAAACGCUUAUAAAAAACGAGGAGGCAGAGGGUUUGGCAAAGAGGCUUAAGUUGAGAUUUUACAGAGCUUCAGUAAAAGAAGACCUAAAUGUCACAGAGGUGUUUAAGUAUUUAGCUGAGAAGUAUCUUCAACAUCUCAAACAGCAAACAGCAGAGGAGACAGAGGCGGUACACACCACCAGCAAUAAAAUAGGCGUUUUUAAUACCACAAGUAGUAAUGUCUGCAACCAGAGCUCCAGCAACGGCAGAGAAGUCAUCACACUGCGACCUAACAAACAAAGGACCAAGAAGAGUAAAAAUCCAUUCGGGAGUUGCAGCCUCCUCUAAAAGACGACAUGAGUUCAUUUUUGUGCUGGCCAUCGACAGGUAGCCUCAGUUAGAAACCAAAGCCCAUAGAGACUGGGAAUCAUCUCACUAAUGCUACUUUAAUAACAACCUGAUGUUUAUUUUGCUUGUGUUUGUUUUCCCUACAUGGAAUACAGAUACAUUAUAUUAUCCUAUACAAUGAUAUAGAGAACCAAUCAAAAAUUUAGACCCACUGUUAAAGAUCUUGGGUAAGUUAACCUGCCCGAAUUUGGAAAGGCCGAGAAGUUCAUAGAGGAUACUUUAUCAACUCAACACCAGUAGGUUUUUUUCACACUUCAACUAUUUACAGGAGCUUGUCAGGCUGGGUCGAUGACCUUAAAUCAAAUAACUAAGGUAAUCCCUCGCUGAUUCAAGUUUCGUGGCUUCACUCUAUCACGGUUUGUCAGUAUAUAUAAGUAUACGUUAAUUAAUUAAUUAAUUAUGCUGUUUCCAGGUUGGAUAAGGCCUACUAUUAUUUUUUUUGUGUGCAUAUUUAAGCAAAUGUUAAAUUUUUUUGGCCUAAAUGAAGCAUUUUCAAGCAUACAAAUGGCUAAAUGAUUUAAAAUGCAAAUAUAGACAUUCAGAAGUUGCAUUCAAAGACUUUGCAAUGAUAUGUAGUAUUCUACACUGGUCACUAGUGGUCCAGUGAUGUUACUGUAAAGUUCCGUGAGACACACAAGCACCACACCUGGCCAUCGGAACAACAGGCUUUUAUUGCAGGUUUGAAUGAUCUCACAACCGUUGUGGCCGUAACCCACGGCAAGCUAAAACUCAACUAUGAACCCUCGACGCCACUUCCUGUCCGUCCCCCACUCAGCUUCCCUAGAGAACACAUUUACAACAACACACACGAGUCAGUCUCUGUGUCUUAAAUGGCUUAUUUUCUCUUAUUUUGUCAGCUACAUUGGGUGAUAGGAGUGUAAAGGUGACCGUGGAGUGUUAUUUAAUGUCUUGGGGGCUCUAAAUUCACUUAUCACGGUCGGGUCUGGGACCAAUUAACCACGAUAAAUGAGGGAUUACAGUAGUAUCAAAUUACCACUCAGUCUAAACAUGCUCAGUAAACAACAAUGAGCAUUUCCAUCUAACAGUAUAACAGAGAGCCAACAAUGGUCGUUACGUACGAGCGGUCUCCCUUGGUCUUCUCUCGUUCCUGUACGAUCAUUUCAGUGGUGUUUUCAGUUCCUACCGUCUUCAUAUCAAAUGUCAUACAUACACAUAUCAAGGUUAUGAAAUCAGUCUAUCAUUAUCGUCAUAUUUGUAUCAAUGUUAUGAAAGAUAUGUAUUAACAGCAUUGUCAUAACUAUUUGAUAACUACAGUAGAUCCCCUCACAAUUGUGAUUCGGUGUUCACAGCCCGCAGAUUUUUGGGUUAAAAAAAAUACAUUUUUCAUUUAUUAUAUUUCCCCCCUGAAAAUAGACGAUUUUUUCCCACAAUGUAUAAAUAUGCGGUAAUACAGGUCAAAUGUACAGGAUACAUGUACCACGGUUAAAACCCCCUCACAAUUUUACACGUUUAUGCUUCACUUCUAUGUUUUUUCACACUUUAUUCAGCGCUCCUUGAUUGCUGUGAGAAGCACUAGCGCCACGACUCCGAUUCAUCUUCUCUAUCAAUCAUCAUUGUCAUUCAUUAGGGGUGAGAACCGAUACAUUUGAUCAUUUAAAGUGCUUUAAGUAAUUGUGUGAAGCCUAAUUAGGGCUUAAAUGUGGAUUAUGCUUUUAGCUUGUUAGAGGGUUCUGGAGCUGAAUCUAAUCUAAUAAUUCUAACAAACACUUUUUUUGCAAAUGUUCAUCCGAAGUCAGAGAAGAACGUCAGCGUCAAGCUCGCAGGAGGUUUUGGAGGGGCGAUUCGUGUGUUUUAAAAAUAGACAUUUUUUGUGGGCAUAUCAAUUACUCCCGGAUUUUCGCCAUCGGCUGGUAGGCGUGGAAAGGAACGCCCGCAAAAUGCGGGGAUCUACUGUAUUUGGACUGUCAUCUGGUGUUUAACAUUUAACAGCGUAUUUUUAAGUAAGCCCAUUUCGAUUUAACACACGCCUUCUCAUUUAAUAGCGUGAGGAAAGUGUGUCCAAACUUUUGACUGGUACUGUACAAUAUAAUCUGCAACAAUUAUUUUUCUCUUUUUUUCAGUUUUUAUGAUUUAUUGACAAGGGUUUCAAGGGUUGAUGAAAUGUAAUUCAUCAUUUUCGGUAGCGCAACGGCUGUGCUCUAAUUGGGCUCUCAUUCGCUUGGAAUGCACGAGAAAAUCCACGAGAUUAACAUUCAAUUGCUGUCAUCAUUUUUAGUGAUUUCAUGGCGGAUUUUUUUUCCUCCCCUCGCUGGGUCAUUAUUUCGCUGCGCUUAAGUUAAGCAUUUUUAUGCAUUACCCAGGACAUGCUGAGUAUUUCAACACCCUCGCCAGGAUACGGUUUCCCUCCUGAAUUCAGCAUCAGUUGUCUGGUUUGAUCAUCCAAGUGUUGAGUGAUACUAUAUUGAAGUGUUAACAGCUUCAUGGUGCCAAUUAUGUUACUUAAGUCUAAGUCUUAAAUUUGAAUGUAUCUUGCAAAUAAUCAAUUGUGCUAGCCAAAAAAAAUGUGCUUCGCAGCCCACUCCGUCGAUUUAUUAACCACAUUUUAGCCCCGUGAUACAUUUAACUGUAGUGAACAGGAGGCAGGCAUACUUGAGUUCCUCAAGUCACAAUUACUGUACAUGUUGUCGCUGUUUUUAAUUGUAAUUAGAGUGGAACCUCCACUGUCCAUCCAUCUGUGUCCAUCAUUAACAAUUCUGUUGAUCUUGUUGACGGGGCGCCGCUUGGUUGCAACCAGCAGAGGUGCUGUUGAGUCAGUCAUAGUUUUCAACAUAAACAACAGGAUGUACGGGAGUCCUACGAGAACUCACCCGGGCAACAUUAUUACACUCAAUACAACAUCGGCAUGGAAAAAAGGAGUUCAGAACUUUCAGAGGGACGUGGUAGUGCGCAGUUAAAAAAAAAAAAAAAGGCGUAUCAUGCUUGCGUGUGCUGGAAUAUGCAACAAAGCUUCCCAGCUUCCCGUUCCAGUAGCUUCACUACUAAAGUCUGUACAAUAUGAACGUGUUGCGAUGAAGUUCCGUCGGUUUACCAAGUAUAGUAAAAACAAGCUGUUGUAGAAACGUGAAGUCGUCAUUAAACUUCCUUCUUGCAUUUGUGUGUUACAUCGGCGAACUGCACAUGCAUGCUGAAUUGCCGUCGUCUUUGCUCUCAUGGAACUGAUCGUCACCGGUAUGCGUGUGUCCAACGUUCAAAUGAUUAAUGCUGUAACGCUAUCAACAAUACUGUUGAAAGAGGGGGGAAAAAAACCAACAAGUGGUGUAAUUGUGUUGCAUGCAAAAACCUUUUGUGAACAAUCGGUGAACGUUUCAUUACGGUUGCAACGCCACAAUGCCUUAAUCGUGUUUACAUUGUCGUCCAUCCACCUCAAGGAAACAUUUCAACCCCUCGCAUUUGUACAGAAUCCUUGGCCUUUUGCUUUUUAACGGAAUGGGUUUCACGCACUUUAUCAGUAAAAUAGCACAUCAUGGAAUAUUAACAAUAACCCGGCGAUGAAAGUGAAUCAGUUAUACGCGCUGUCGCUCAGGUGUUGGAUGAAUCGGUGUGUACAUUCUCACUUUUAUUAAGAAACAGAAAACGUGUUUGGUUGAAUUCUUUUGACAAAAAUGAAGCAUCGUUGUUGCAUUUUUAGUUUGAACCAAAUGUAACCUGACUUGCCACACAGCUGUGCUCCAGCUGUCAUGGUGAAGGAGGGAAAUGUGGAAUAAAAACAACUACUUUGUUCUCAGGCUCGUUUGUGUCGUGUGGGUCCACAUUUCAUUCACAGCUAUGAUGACUUCAUUGUCAUAAUAUGAGAUUUUACUCUUAAAAUGAAGACUUCAUGAUUCACAGAACAUUGAAUAUCAUUUCCUGGUAUUAUAACAAUUCAAUUGAUGUAACAAAAUGGAUUUUUUCUUGUAAGAUUGUGACUUCUUUCUCUCAACAUUACACCUUUCUUCAUAAU